AUGUCGGACGCUGUAGAUACAAUUGACAACACGGUCACGGAGGUCAGCUCGAAUAAUGCUAGCCCGAUAAGGACGCAACGCACUCCGGCUUUCGGAAAAGAUCAAGUAUCUCAGCUGCGGAGGCGGCAAGAGGCGCAACGAGACUAUGGCCGCGGUCGCAGAAUACCCGUGAAGGGAAUUAAAGACAAGAAAUUACGAGGAAAUCUCAAGCUUCUUGAGAGCAAAUACAAAAAUGCGACAUUGAAAGCGAAGGAUGCCGAGAUCCUGCUCGAGAACGAGGGGGGGUUCCUCGAACCGGAAAAUGACCUCGAAAGGACGUACAAAGUUAAGCAGGACGACAUCAAGGGCAGCGUAGCGCUCGAAACCGCAAAGAAGGGGUUUGAAUUGAAACUGGAUAGCCUAGGACCGUAUGUGUUCGACUACACGAGAACCGGAAGGGGCUUGCUGCUUGCAGGCAGGAAAGGUCAUGUCGCAACAAUGGACUGGCGCGAUGGGAAGCUCGGAUGCGAGCUGCAACUCGGAGAGACAGUUCGAGAUGCGAAGUGGCUUCACAAUAACCAGAUGUUUGCGGUUGCGCAGAAAAAGUAUGUCUACAUAUACGACAGCCACGGCGUUGAGAUACAUUGCUUGAAGAAGCAUAUUGAGGUCACCAACAUGGAGUUCCUCCCAUACCACUACCUAUUAGCUACGGUGGGUAAUGCUGGGUAUCUCAAAUACCAAGACACGUCAACUGGGCAAGUUGUUAUCGAAAUCCCAACCCGCCUUGGAUCCCCCACCUCGCUCAAACAAAACCCCCACAAUGCAAUCCUCCACAUGGGUCACCAAAACGGCACCGUCACACUCUGGUCGCCCAACUCUACCACUCCUCUUGUUAAACUUCUCGCUCAUCGCGGACCCGUCCGCUCGAUAGAUAUCGAUCGCGAGGGACGUUACAUGGUCUCCACUGGCCAGGACAUGAAGAUGUCCGUGUGGGAUAUCCGCAUGUUCAAGGAGGUUAACAGCUACUUUACCCGUCGACCCGCUUCCUCCGUAGCUAUCUCAGAUACUGGCCUCACGGCAAUCGGCUGGGGGACGCAGACCUCGAUUUGGCGCGGCCUGUUCACCAAGCACGCUCUGGACCAAGAGAAGGUCCAAAGCCCAUAUAUGGCUUGGGGUGGCGAGGGUAAGAAUAUUGAGCGCGUGCGCUGGUGUCCGUUUGAGGAUGUCCUCGGUGUAUCUCACGACGCUGGGUUCUCUUCGAUCAUCGUACCAGGAGCCGGAGAGGCCAACUACGAUGCUCUGGAAAUCAACCCAUACGAGAACACCAAGCAGAGACAGGAGACCGAGGUCAGGACGCUGCUCAACAAGCUGCAACCAGAGAUGAUCUCUCUUAACCCAGAAUUCAUCGGAAACCUCAAUCUCCAGACCGAUGAGCAGCGCAAGGCUGACAAGGAUCUGGAUAAGGCACCGGCGGAGCUUUUGGCUGAUGUCAAGAAUAGAGGGAGAGGCAAGAAUAGCAGUCUGAGGAAAUACCUCAGGAAGAAGGGUGGCAGGAACAUCAUAGAUGAGAAGAAGCUCAAGAUUAUGGAGCUGAGGAAUAGUCAGAGUGAGAAGAAGAUCAAGGAGGCGGAGCAGGAACUGGGACCUGCACUGGGUCGCUUUGCGAAGAAGGGAGGCGCCUGA
Molecule: messenger RNA, 1662 nt
Organism: Pseudogymnoascus destructans
Lineage: Eukaryota; Fungi; Ascomycota; Leotiomycetes; Thelebolales; Thelebolaceae
Gene: UTP7
Product: Small subunit (SSU) processome component
Exons: 2
Coding region: 1-1662 (553 amino acids)
Biological process (GO): maturation of SSU-rRNA from tricistronic rRNA transcript (SSU-rRNA, 5.8S rRNA, LSU-rRNA)
Cellular component (GO): nucleolus; small-subunit processome; 90S preribosome
Molecular function (GO): protein binding
Source: RefSeq, a predicted model, not a curated record